UGGCACGUGACUUGUUUCGUGGGCUCUGGGGUCCCGGAAGCCGUGAGGCCGGAGCUUAGGUCGGGUAGGGAUGGAGCGCUGAGCCGUUAACGUCUGCCAGGCUGUACACCUCUGUACCUGUUACUGCUGCCACUUCCUCGUUUGACACUUCCCUGGGUCUUUGAGAGAAAGUAGAUGAAAAUGCCAUUCAUUGUAUAGUUAGGGACCUAUCUAGACCCUUGGACCUAGAAAUGGACAUCAAGUGAUGUGUCUAAGUCUAGCAUAACUUCCAUCAUCUUCUGAUUGCCGAUUACCUGCACAGUACUUAACCACAAUUACAUCUAGAGAGAAGGAGUCUCUAUUGAUUUUGGAAGAAAUAUCUGGUAACCAACAUGACUGAGUUCUGGCUUAUAUCAGCUCCUGGGGAGAAAACAUGUCAGCAAACAUGGGAGAAAUUGCAUGCGGCAACUACGAAGAACAACAAUCUUGCAGUUACUUCAAAGUUCAACAUUCCUGACUUAAAGGUUGGCACACUGGAUGUCUUGGUUGGUUUGUCGGAUGAACUGGCUAAACUGGAUGCAUUUGUAGAAGGGGUGGUUAAGAAAGUGGCUCAGUAUAUGGCUGACGUACUGGAGGACAGUAAAGAUAAAGUUCAGGAGAAUCUGUUGGCCAACGGAGUUGACUUGGUUACUUAUAUAACAAGGUUUCAAUGGGACAUGGCUAAAUAUCCAAUCAAGCAGUCCCUGAAAAAUAUUUCUGAAAUAAUUGCCAAGGGAGUGACUCAGAUUGACAAUGACCUGAAAUCUCGAGCAUCCGCAUAUAACAACCUGAAAGGGAAUCUUCAGAAUUUGGAACGAAAGAAUGCAGGAAGUUUGCUAACUAGAAGUCUAGCAGAAAUUGUGAAGAAGGAUGACUUUGUUCUUGACUCAGAGUAUCUCGUCACAUUACUGGUCGUGGUUCCCAAGUUAAACCACAAUGACUGGAUUAAGCAGUAUGAAACACUAGCUGAAAUGGUGGUUCCAAGGUCUAGCAAUGUUCUCUCAGAGGACCAAGACAGUUACCUGUGUAAUGUCACCUUGUUUAGGAAGGCAGUUGAUGACUUCAGACACAAAGCCAGGGAAAACAAAUUCAUCGUUCGUGACUUCCAGUAUAAUGAAGAGGAGAUGAAAGCAGACAAAGAAGAAAUGAACAGGCUUUCUACCGACAAGAAAAAGCAAUUUGGACCACUUGUACGGUGGCUGAAAGUGAAUUUCAGUGAGGCGUUUAUUGCAUGGAUUCAUGUAAAAGCGUUGAGGGUUUUUGUUGAGUCUGUUUUGAGGUAUGGCUUGCCAGUGAACUUCCAAGCAAUGCUCCUUCAGCCCAAUAAGAAAACAAUGAAGAAACUAAGAGAAGUAUUAUAUGAAUUGUAUAAACAUCUAGAUAGCAGUGCAGCAGCUAUUAUUGAUGCUCCUAUGGAUAUUCCAGGCUUAAACCUGAGUCAACAGGAGUAUUACCCCUAUGUGUACUACAAGAUCGAUUGCAACUUGCUGGAAUUCAAGUAAAAUGAGCCCCCCAGAUAGCCCUGCCCUCGUGUCGGUGUCGGUGUUUGCUAACAGACAUAGAUUGUAGUUUGGCUGUACUUUUAACUCUCUCUUACCCCUUGCUUGCUUCUCACCCCCUUUCCUAGUCGUGUUCUCUCGUAGUGGUCCAUUUGUCAACAUUUUGUUUUUAAAAGGAAACUAUAUGUCUUGUUUCUUUUUAUUGAUCAGGUCUGUAAAUGUGUGCUAAAAAAAAAAAAUCAGAGUUUAUUUAUAAACAGAAUAGUUUAUUUAAAAAGAAGGUCUUACUUCAUCGAUAUUGUGGUAUGCAUUAAUUCCAUUUGUUACUGUUGUGACAGAAGCCUUGUGUACAAGGGAAUGGUGUAAACAGUUAUACCAUUUUGUUCACUGUAUUUAGUAGACCUAAUUGUUUAAUAGUUAUUGAAUCAUGAUGUAAAGAAAUGUGACAAUAUUCAGGUAUGUGCUUUCUGAAUGUUUCAAAUUACAAUCUGUGAGCACUAUUGACACCCACAGGAGAGAAUAAAAUUACCUGUGCAAAGGUGGAUUGUGGUGUGUGUAACCUCCAAAGAUUACGGUUCAAGUUUGAAGAUUAUUUUUGAACACGUGAUGGGUAUUUACAUUUGGACACUAGACUUUCAGGUCUCUCAAUUAGGAGGUAGGGCCAAUUUUUGAAUAAAGUGUAGUAGAACUCUGCAGUUUUAGUCAUUUGUUUUGUCUAAGUAUUUUACAUGUUUCCUUUUUAAGACUGUUAAUUUUGCCUUCAUCUUGACAUUGAUGUCAUUUCUGAUGUAGUCUGAAAAGAGACAUUGCUAACCUUACAAAUCUCUGAAAUGAGACUUAGGUUAGCAUCCUGAGUGAGCUUUUAAAAGAGGAUUUUGUGGCAGUGCUCCCCUUCCUGUGCCCUCACAGGCUUGUAAAUGGGAGAAAUAAAUUUACAUUUUAAGGGCAUUUCUAAACUACCGUAUUCCAUCUAGAAAAUUAGCCUUUCAAAUCCGUUUUAUUUCAAAAUUGUAUACUGUUAUGUCAAAAGUAAUUGUUAACUUCAAACAAAUCCCGACUUCUAUGAAGUAAAACAUGAGAGACGAGCCCUCUUACCCCCUAAGUUUCUUCUUCGCAAGGAAGUUACAUAGUUUUUCGGACCUUUUCCUGUAUCUCUACAACAUAUAUAUCCACACACAGUUUAUUUUUAAAUAAAAAUAGGAUCAUAUCGCACAUAUUCUGUCACUUGCUUUUUUUGCUUACUGGUAUAGCCAGGGUGUCUUGUCAAUGUGUCUAGAGCUACCUCAUUCUUUUAACUGGCUACAGUGGUUUUCUAUCAUGUAUUUGUGUCACAGUGUAGCUAACUGGAUGGAUAUUCACUUUGUUUUUGGUUUUGCUCUUACAGGCACUGAAGCGGUAAACAUCCUUGUAUACAUAUCUUUGUGUAUUUGUAGUAGUAUUUCUGUAAGAAAGAUCCUGGAAGUAGGGUUGGUAGGUCAUAGGGUAUAUAUAUUUAAAGUUUUGACAUAACUGCCAAGUUAUCGUCAGAAUUCUCAGUUCAAGACAUGAUUGGAAUGCAGUUUUAUUUUCAAUUUUUCUUUGGAUAAGAGGAAGCUGAAAAAUUUUGGUUUUGAUGUCAACAAAUUCUGGUUCUGUCUUCUUUUGCAAGUGUUCUUUGAGUCUUAGUGUUUGUAAAACGGGUAUAAUCUCUAUCAUGGGGGGAUGUGUUUUGAUGAUUAAAAGAUUGUUAGGCCCACACGAUGACUUGAAGGCUUUUCUUAGACUUUAGUAUUAUUGUGAUAGGAGUAGGUGGGGAUUGUGUCAGGUUUAAAAUUCCAGCAUAUGUUUGGAACUAUGGGACUUUGAUUAUCAUUUCUCCCUGGGAUGCAGAGCAGCUGCAUGAGUAGCUCUGCAGCCAGACCCCAGCUCUGCUACCAGUUAGCCCUGUGGUCUCAGCGCUCGCGCCCUCCUUGGUAGAAUGGGGUAGCUAGAGUGCCCACCUCCUAGUCUGUCGGGUUGAGUAUCCAGCGGCCCAUCCAGUGCUUGGAGUGGUGCCCGAGGAGAGCUUGAUUCAUGGGCGGACAGUCCUAGAGGAGGGCCAGUAGCUCCUUUUCCACCUGUGUUUAACCUGGGAAUUUCAAGGUGUGAGUCAUUGUGGAGUCUGAAGGUUAGAAAGAAGUAGUGAUGUGUGUGUGUGGGGGGGUGGGGUGGGGUAAGGAAUACAGUCUGUGUCUGUAGCGCAACGUUAAAGCAGUUUGAGAGUCUCUGAGCUGCAGUCCGUGUUGAUGGCAGCUAUCAUUUCUGGGAGGGCCUGCUCCCGUUGCUUGCUGUGCUUUGUUUGCUCUGGCGUCUGCUGGUUCUCCUCUAGGAUGGAGCUCAGGUAACUCUGAGAGUCAUUGAACAUUUAUCGAGUGUCUGACAGAGACCCUUCUCCUGGUGCUCUCACCCACAUUACCUCCUCCCUUCCCCAUGGUGUUGGUGCUGGGAGGACCCGCAGUCCCCGUGGUACCAGGAGAGGCUUAGGGUCAAAGAAGUUUAAGUGAUUUCUUCAUUAAAACUCACAAAUUUUGAGUUGGAGUCAGAAUUUGAACCUAAGAUUUCCGAUUGCUGGGCUCUUUCCUUCCUGUCGUGCCUCCCAUCUUUACUAGGCGCUGAACAAGUGAGGCAAACACGUUCCUUAACCUUAGUCCAAGACAGACAGUGAUGUAGAAAAGGCAGGGGGUGUGGGUCAUCAGAUACCGAAUCGUGUCAGUGUUUGGCCCAGAACAUUUUGUCAGUGAGCGGUGACGACGUCCCCAGGUAUUCCGUGCUAGUUUCUGUAGACUACGUUAUUCGACCUGGAAGAUUUCCCUGCAUGCUGGAGCUGCUCUUAAACAGGCGCUGUGUGUUCUGGGUAGAGCACACUCUGUACAGCUUGUUGAAUGAGCACGUAUCAAGUAGUACCUUUAAAGUAAUGCUCUGUAUGUAACAAACACUCGGCAGAUGUGAACUUUUUCUUGCUUUCACUUUAAAAUUAAAUAGUCCCAAGUGUUGGAAAUAAAAGAAGUUGAUCGAGA
This is a messenger RNA of Balaenoptera acutorostrata (minke whale), 4552 nucleotides long. RefSeq names its product ATPase H+ transporting V1 subunit C1 (gene ATP6V1C1). The transcript has 14 exons. The record is from RefSeq and is a predicted model, not a curated record. The coding region runs from base 372 to 1520 and encodes 382 amino acids. Gene Ontology annotation, biological process: proton transmembrane transport. Gene Ontology annotation, molecular function: proton-transporting ATPase activity, rotational mechanism. Gene Ontology annotation, cellular component: vacuolar proton-transporting V-type ATPase, V1 domain; lysosomal membrane. NCBI's taxonomy places the organism in Eukaryota, Metazoa, Chordata, Mammalia, Artiodactyla, Balaenopteridae.